This is a messenger RNA of Merops nubicus (carmine bee-eater), 1140 nucleotides long. RefSeq names its product SMAD family member 4 (gene SMAD4). Lineage: Eukaryota; Metazoa; Chordata; Aves; Coraciiformes; Meropidae. The transcript is spliced from 8 exons. Gene Ontology annotation, molecular function: I-SMAD binding; DNA-binding transcription factor activity, RNA polymerase II-specific; RNA polymerase II cis-regulatory region sequence-specific DNA binding. Gene Ontology annotation, biological process: anatomical structure morphogenesis; BMP signaling pathway; transforming growth factor beta receptor signaling pathway. Gene Ontology annotation, cellular component: heteromeric SMAD protein complex. Bases 1 to 1140 code for a protein of 379 amino acids. The record is from RefSeq and is a predicted model, not a curated record.
AUGGACAAUAUGUCUAUUACUAACACACCCACCAGUAAUGAUGCUUGUCUGAGCAUUGUCCACAGCUUGAUGUGCCAUCGGCAAGGCGGGGAGAGCGAAACCUUCGCCAAACGCGCCAUCGAGAGCUUGGUGAAAAAGCUGAAGGAGAAAAAAGAUGAGUUGGAUUCUUUGAUCACAGCCAUCACCACCAACGGUGCUCAUCCCAGCAAGUGCGUGACCAUCCAGAGAACGUUGGAUGGGAGGCUGCAGGUGGCUGGUCGCAAGGGAUUCCCCCAUGUGAUUUAUGCACGACUUUGGAGGUGGCCUGAUCUUCACAAAAAUGAACUCAAGCAUGUUAAAUAUUGUCAGUAUGCUUUUGACUUAAAAUGUGACAGUGUCUGUGUAAACCCUUACCAUUAUGAGCGUGUAGUCUCACCUGGCAUAGAUCUCUCAGGACUGACACUACAGAGUUCUGCUCCAUCAAGCAUGUUGGUGAAGGACGAAUACGUUCAUGACUACGAGGGGCAGCCCUCCUUGUCUUCUGCUGAAGGGCAUUCUGUCCAAACCAUCCAGCACCCACCCAGUAACAGGGCGUCCACGGAGCCGUACAGCACCCCGGCCAUGUUAGCUCCCACCGAGGCCAGCACCACCAGCACCACCAAUUUCCCCAACAUUCCUGUGGCUUCAACAAGUCAACCUCCCAGUAUAUUGACAGGUAGCCAUAGUGAUGGAUUCUUACAGAUUGCUGCAGGGCCUCAGCCAGGAACUCAGCAGAAUGAGUUUACAGCUCAGCCAGCUACUUACCAUCACAAUAGUACCACAACUUGGACUGGAAGUCGGACGGCAGCCUACACCCCUACCAUACCUCACCACCAGAAUGGCCAUCUUCAGCACCAUCCACCCAUGCACCCUGGACAUUACUGGCCAGUUCACAAUGAACUUGCAUUCCAGCCUCCUAUAUCAAAUCAUCCUGCUCCAGAAUACUGGUGUUCCAUUGCCUAUUUUGAAAUGGACGUGCAAGUUGGGGAGACCUUUAAGGUCCCCUCCAGCUGUCCCAUCGUCACCGUGGACGGGUACGUGGAUCCCUCGGGGGGAGACCGCUUCUGCCUGGGCCAGCUCUCCAACGUGCACAGAACAGAAGCCAUCGAGAGAGCAAGGUAA